This is a messenger RNA of Exserohilum turcica Et28A, 1967 nucleotides long. RefSeq lists its product as uncharacterized. The coding region runs from base 211 to 1725 and encodes 504 amino acids. Gene Ontology annotation, cellular component: plasma membrane. Gene Ontology annotation, biological process: protein localization to plasma membrane. The transcript has a single exon. The record is from RefSeq and is a predicted model, not a curated record. NCBI's taxonomy places the organism in Eukaryota, Fungi, Ascomycota, Dothideomycetes, Pleosporales, Pleosporaceae.
CAUUUCGAUAUUGGUCGGUACGGUACAUUUACCUUGGUUCUUGUGUAGUCUUUCAUCGAUACAAACCCAUAAUAUUACCUGGACACCCUCUCGUUUUGUCGUUUGCACGAUUUUCCGGCUUUUCUUUCUUAUAAAAGCUUACCGUCCAUUCCUACAUCUCCCCUCGCCAACCCCCCCUUUCAUCAACAUCGGAAGAACACACCCGUCACCAUGUGGUACCAUGUCGCAGAGCCGAAUUCCUAUCUCGUGAUUACGGGUGUAGGAAUCGAAAAGGUGCUCAUCAAGAAGAAGGCGUUUGUGUACCCGUUGCAAAAAGUAUCCAAGAUCUCCAUUACGCCAUUCGACUUUUCCAUGUCGCUGCAGGCCAUGACGAUUGAGAAGCUCAAGUUCUCGCUUCCGGCAGUCUUCACGAUUGGGCCUGCAGAUAGCCCCGCAGCGCUGGAGAAAUACGCUGUUCUGCUUACGGGCGAGAGCGACGGCAGACCGACGCAGAAUGCGUCCAAGGGAGCGGUCAGCGUCGCCGAGGGACGCAGCCAUGUGCAGGACAUUGUCAAGGGUAUUAUUGAAGGAGAAACGCGGUCGAUUGUGUCUACCAUGACCAUGGAGGAGCUGUUCCGCGAGCGCAAGAUCUUCAAGGACAAGGUGAUUCAGCAAGUGCAGAGUGAACUCGACCAGUUUGGUCUCUGCAUCUACAACGCAAACGUCAAGGAGCUGCAAGACACGCCGGGCUCCGAGUACUUUGCUUUCCUUUCCCGCAAGGCGCACGAGGGUGCUCUCAACCAGGCCAAGGUCGACGUCGCCCAUGCCCGCAUGCAGGGCGAGGUUGGCGAGGCUGAAAAGCAGGGAAAAACCAAGCAGGAGGUUGCCAAGAUCCACGCGCAAACAGCUGUUCUCGAGACUGAGCGCAAGGCUGAAAAGGCCACGGCAGACGCAAAGUUUACAGACAAGGAGAUUGAGAUUAGCAGGGACCUCAACGUCGCCAGGAUCAACGCUAAACGCGAGGCCGAACGCCGCGAUGCAGAGCUGCAGAUGGAAGUCGAGAAGAAGAGGGCUCUUAUGGAACUUGAGCGUCUGCGAGCCACCAAGGUCGUGCAGGCAAAGAUUGAGAAGGAAUCGUCGCAGGAAAAGGCCGACGCACAGCUUUACGCCCAGGAGAAGGCUGCCGAAGGUAACAAGUACGCUGAGCAGGCUGAGGCCGAGGCGGCUGCAUUCCGGCGCCUACGCGAUGCAGAGGCAGACUUCCAGGCCAAGGAGCGCGAGGCCGAAGCAAACUUCAUUGUGACCAAGCGCGCGGCCGAAGCAGAGUACUUUGUGCAGGAGCGCCAGGCCCAGGCCCAACUUAUCAGACAGCAGCGCGAAGCAGAAGGUCUCUCUGCAAUGGCCAAGGCCUACGGCGACAUGGCCAACGUGCUUGGAGGACCCCAGGGUCUCAUGCAAUACCUCAUGCUCACCAACGGAACGUACGAGAAGCUGGCCGAGGCUAACGGAAACGCCAUCAAGGGCCUUCAGCCCAAGAUCAAUGUCUGGAACACGGGCAGCCAAGGAGGCGACGGCAUGGCUGAUCCUUCGGCUCCUAUCCGUAACCUCUUUCAGAGCCUGCCACCGCUGCUGAGCACCAUUCAUGACCAGACGGGUAUGGCGCCACCGAGCUGGCUGGCGCAGAUGCCGCAGAAUGGCAACAUGAGCAAGAUGCAUUUGAGGAACGGGAGCGAUGUUUCGCCAUAGGAAUGGCAUUGGUCUUACUAGACACAAUGAUAUCGAACGAAUUCGUCACAGACGAAGACUGAGGAGUAGAUAUACGUGUUGGCGAUGUUGUACGAUUGCUUUUUAUACCCCGGGUUCAGCUGUGUAGCUAGGAGUUGGGGACCUGUUGUGAUUGCGUCAUCUAGUCAUGUUCCUUUUGUCAGUGUUUCUUCUUGCAUUAUAUCGGGAUAGAUUAAAUUGUAUAACGAGAGAUUAUAGCUUAC